GGAGAAUAGAGAGACAGCGGUAGCAAGUCUUGCUCCCUUCUUUUGCCCCGGCAGCCUUCUUCGCUGUCAGUGAAGAGCAGGCAUUGACUUUAGGAUGACAUCAACCAAGAGGACGAUGGGUCACCCACAGUGCCUGAGCUCCCUCUCCCCGAUCCUCCUCCUGCUCCUUUUCUUCCUCCCCCUGCUGUCUGCCCAGGAGGCGCUUGUGCGUCUAGCCGGGAUAGGCCGCCGCAAUGCAAAUGAGGGUCGUGUGGAGGUGUUUUACAAUGGAGCCUGGGGCACAGUGUGCGAUGAUGAGGUGGAUAUUAACCUCGCUAAUGUAGUGUGUCGACAGCUGGGCUUCAAGCGCAGCCUCACAUGGGCGCAUAGUGCCAAGUUUGGCGAGGGCCAAGGUCUGAUCUGGCUGGAUAAUGUGCGCUGCCAAGGCACAGAGCCCUCUCUUGCAGAGUGUUAUUCCAAUGGCUGGGGCAUCAAUGAUUGCACCCAUGCAGAGGACCUGGGAGUCAUUUGUGCCCCUGAGAGGAGGCCUGGCUUCCCCGCAGUCUCCUCGGAGGCGGCCCCCUCAGGCCAAGAGCGACAGCCACAACGACCACAGGGGAGAAGCCAGCCAGCCCAACCUUCACAAUCACGACCCGCGGCCCCUCCAGCUCCACCUUCAGCCCCAGACCAAAUCUCCUCUUCCUCCAGGAGAGGACAUGAGAUCGCCCUCCGCCGCGGGCCAUCCUCUUCCCGGCGGAGCAGCAAUUCACCACAGACGUAUGGCCACGAGAUACAAAUCUUGCGACGAAACAGUGGUGGCUCAAGGGCAGCUCAGCAGAGCAAUUUAGCGGUGCCCCAAGGGCACGAGCUACCCUCCCGUCUGGCUAACAGCGCAGCCUACAGGCAGCAGCAGGAGACGGGAAGGACUAGUCCACAAGCAGUGAGACGGGAGGCAGAGAGUCAGGUGAACAGGCUGUCCCAGCCACAGUCCCCACCAAGGAGACAUCAGCAGCCUGUUGGGAACCAUGUAGACUCUAAUUUCCCAGACAUCGAACCAGAGACCGAUACACACUACACCCAGGGCUCUGACAGGGGGCGCCUUGAAGAGGUACGUCUACGACCGGUACUGUCUGCCAACCAUGGUGGUCUGGUGACGGAGGGCGUACUGGAAGUGAAGCAUGCUGGGAGGUGGCGUCAUGUGUGUGACCAGGGAUGGGACCUCAGCAGCAGCCGUGUGGCCUGCGGCAUGUUGGGAUACCCUGCAGCAGAACCACUGGACCAGAACGCCUACAGGAAAUACUGGGACGCCAAGCUCGCAGAUCCAUCUUCAAGGCUGAGGACGCUCUCCAGUAAGAAGGGUUACUGGGUGGAGAAGGUCACUUGUACGGGUGUGGAGGUCUCACUGUCUGAGUGCCGAGUCCAGCUGUCUCUCUCAAGGAGUGAUGUUCCCUGUCGGGGUGGCAUGCAUGCUGUGAUGCGUUGUAUCAUAGGAGCCCAAUUCACACGCCUUGGCAGAACUCCCCCACCGCCAGCCAUGCAGCUGGUGGUCCGCCUAAAGGCCGGGCCCCGUCUGGGCGAGGGCCGUGUGGAGGUGCUGAGGGAAGGAAAGUGGGGCACUGUGUGCGACCACCUCUGGAACAUCAACGCAGCCAGUGUCGUCUGCAGGGAGCUGGGCUUUGGAACAGCAAAGGAGGCCCUCAACAGGGCCCAGCUCGGACAAGGGACCGGUCCCAUCCACAUGAAUAGUGUCCAGUGUACUGGUAGAGAGAAGUCCAUCAUGGAUUGCCACUACAGAGAAGUCCCACUGUACAGCUGUAAACACAGUCAGGAUGUAGCAGUCCGCUGUAAUGUUCCCAACACAGGCCUGCAGUCUACGGUGCGGCUGGCCGGAGGCAGGGCGUCCGCAGAGGGUCGGGUGGAGGUGCUGUUGGAGGUGGGGGGUGUUAAGCGCUGGGGGUCCGUCUGCAGCGAGAACUGGGGCAUCAACGAGGCCAUGGUGGUCUGUCGACAACUGGGCUUUGGCUUUGCUUCCAGUGCUCAUCAGGAGACCUGGUACUGGUCUGGCUCUCCAGAUGCCAGGGAUAUGGUUCUUAGUGGAACCCACUGUGAUGGUACAGAGAUAUCUAUCCAGCAGUGUCGUCGCAACACACAGGUCUACUGCCCGAGAGGAGGAGAGGGCAAAGCUGCUGGGGUCACUUGCGUAGAAACUGCUCCUGACCUGGUAUUGGAUGCCCAGCUUGUCCAGGAGACAGCCUACCUGGAGGACCGACCCCUCCACCUGUUGUCCUGCGCCAAUGAAGAGAACUGUCUGUCCUCCUCCGCUGCCAGAAUGAACUGGCCCUAUGGCCACCGCCGCCUUCUGCGCUUUUCCUCCAGAAUCAUGAACCUGGGCCGAGCAGACUUCCGUCCCAGAGCCAACAGAGAAAGCUGGACAUGGCACCAGUGUCACCGGCACUACCACAGUAUUGAGGUGUUCACCCAUUAUGACCUCCUAACCCUAAAUGGAACCAGGAUCGCUGAGGGUCACAAGGCCAGCUUCUGUUUGGAGGACACCUACUGUCCUGAUGGUCUUCAAAAGCGGUUUUCCUGCUAUAACAUGGGUGAGCAGGGAAUUUCUGUUGGAUGUUGGGAUACCUACCGCCAUGAUAUUGAUUGCCAGUGGGUUGACAUCACCGACGUACGUCCCGGAGAAUACAUUUUCCAGGUGGAGGUUAACCCCUCGCUGGACAUGGCUGAGUCUGAUUUCAAGAACAAUGUCAUGCGCUGCCGGUGCAAGUAUGACGGAGCCCGUGUUUACAUGUUCGGUUGCCAUGCAGGGGAUGCUUAUAGCCGUGACGUGGAGGACCUAUUUGACCACCAACAGCAGAUCUCCAACAACUUCCUCUGAAUAAAGAACAUCCAGGACUCAGAGGAGACCAACUAGACAACUCCUCGCCACCACAACUCAGCAAAUCAGGGGAAGUAGGGGAAGCAGUUUGAACGAACAGAACAGGAAUAUUGAAAGAGAGAUGAACGCAAAGCAACACACUCUCAAUGUGACUGACUCCUCCUGCCGAGAAUAUUCUUUGCUAGCCGAUGGGAAAGUGGGUUUGAGAGGGAGAAACAUGACUAAAGGGGAAGUAAAAAAAAGAGAAAAGGGAAAGAUUUUGGGCAAAGAGGAUCAUUAAGAUCCCUGAAUCAUCACCAAUUAUAGUUUCUGUUAAAUCAUCAACCACAGUGAGGUUGAACGUAGAAGGGGGAAAAAAGAAAUGGAGGAAAAAGGAAAACAGCAAGGUACAGAGGUAGGGAUACGGGAGUCACAAGUGAUAGGUGUGAAACCACAGUUCCAAAGUAAUGGCAUGAAGGCACAUGAAUACAACACAACCUGUAUGUUAUGAGUCCAUCUCGAAGUCGCCAUCUUUUCCAUACAGAUACUUUCUGAACAGAGACUUGUCUACAAAACUCUGUACAACUUUACCCUGAGAUGUGCUUCCUGUGCUUUCACCAUUCAGAAAUACAAACAGUGUUUACUGUCAAAACUGUUGGUGGUUAUUUCUUUGUUGGUUUGGGUCAUCUUUUUUUUUUUUUUUUUAACGAAAAUUGAAAUUUUU
Lampris incognitus (smalleye Pacific opah) is the source of this 3569-nucleotide messenger RNA. Its product is annotated as lysyl oxidase homolog 4-like. Bases 95 to 2866 code for a protein of 923 amino acids. Gene Ontology annotation, biological process: peptidyl-lysine oxidation. Gene Ontology annotation, molecular function: copper ion binding; protein-lysine 6-oxidase activity. The transcript is spliced from 15 exons. The record is from RefSeq and is a predicted model, not a curated record. Lineage: Eukaryota; Metazoa; Chordata; Actinopteri; Lampriformes; Lampridae. Gene Ontology annotation, cellular component: membrane.